GCGAUGAGGCUGAUUAUCGCCGCAGUCCUUGGUGGCUUGGUACUGCCUGGGUUAAUGACACCGGCUACAAGAUAAGGCCCAACCCUCCUGGUUUCCAAGCGUUACUCCAACAGCUCCUUUUCAUUGAGAAAAGCUUAUCAGUUUCCCAGGGUUGUUCUGUCAGUCACCUGGCAGAGUGCACGGUUGUUUUUCACGGAGUGUAUUGACAUGUCAAGGUCCACUUAGUAGGGUGGGAUGGUCUUAUAAAUACGGGGCGCACCGGAGGAAGCAGCAGUACUCAGAAGUUCUUGCAGAGGCCAUCCCUCGAGAGGUCUUACAUUUACCUGCGUAGAUCCCCACAGACGAUAAAGAAUGGAUAACCGGUGUCAGUGUGCGACCAACGGCGACGCGCUUUUGAAUCCUAUCCUCUACACUAUCCUGAGUCAAAUGGACAGCGGCAGACCGACCCCACGCGGCUUCAACUACCAUGCGACGGCCCACAGAUGCAACUGCGAGCUGCGACGCACCGUGUGCUUGAAAAGGCCAUCUGAGGCCUGCCAGGAGGCGUCAGCGGUUCUGGUCAAAACUGUCCAUUUCAUGAAGAAUUUACCUGCCUUCAAUCAGAUGCCACAAAAAGACCAGUUCUCACUUCUCAGAAGCUGCUGGGCGCCGCUCUUCAUUUUGGGUCUGGCCCAGGAGCGUGUGGAGUUUGAGGUGACGGACACACCGGCCGACAGCAUGCUGAAAAAGAUCCUCUUAAAUCGUCAGGAGAGAUAUGAGACGGAGAGGGAGCAACCCACCAUGGCCGGCGUCAGCAAACUCCAGUCCUGCCUCAAGAAGUUCUGGAGCUUGGAUUUGAGUCCAAAGGAGUACGCAUACCUCAAAGGGAUCACGAUAUUUAAUCCAGAUGUGCCAGAAUUAAAGGCAGCGCUGUUUGUCGAAUGCUUGCAACAGGAGGCUCAGCACGCCCUCAGCGAGGUGGUGCAGCUGCUUCACCCAGGGGAGCGGGAGCGCUUUCCACGAAUCCUCCUCACGGCCUCCAUGCUGCAGGGCAUCACGCCAAGCCUCAUCGCCGAACUCUUCUUCCGGCCUGUGACGGGCCAGACGGACCUGCUGGAGCUGUUGGUCGACAUGCUCUUCUGCAGGUAGACGAGGACGGCUGGACUGAAACUGCUGCUCCAACUAGAGCUGUCGGGGAGAAGGUUGAAUCCAAUGAGUUUUGCUGUUUGCUGAAACUAUCGUUGACCAACCUAAGCGAUGUUUUCCUCAUGACUGACAGUGCUGAUAGAAGAGCCCACACAAACUGUACAUGAGUCGGUGAACGGCAGACCGAAUUACUUGCUCACACUGAAGUCAGGGUCACUUUUUUGCCCGGUCUAAAAAUCUUGUUUGAAGAAUUUACCUUUAACACACAAGCAGAGACGGUACCCACUGUAAAUAUCAUGUAUCUUAUGUUGAAGGAAUGUUUGCUUCAAUGCUGCAGAAACAGAACAUUUCAAAUAAAUAUAUUUUUGUAUAUGAA
Molecule: messenger RNA, 1501 nt
Organism: Gasterosteus aculeatus aculeatus (three-spined stickleback)
Lineage: Eukaryota; Metazoa; Chordata; Actinopteri; Perciformes; Gasterosteidae
Gene: nr0b2a
Product: nuclear receptor subfamily 0, group B, member 2a
Biological process (GO): circadian rhythm; negative regulation of transcription by RNA polymerase II
Cellular component (GO): nucleus; cytoplasm
Molecular function (GO): transcription factor binding; transcription corepressor activity
Source: RefSeq, a predicted model, not a curated record